Aspergillus clavatus NRRL 1 is the source of this 1203-nucleotide messenger RNA. Its product is annotated as putative tetrahydrofolylpolyglutamate synthase. The transcript is spliced from 3 exons. Bases 1 to 1203 code for a protein of 400 amino acids. Gene Ontology annotation, molecular function: ATP binding; tetrahydrofolylpolyglutamate synthase activity. The record is from RefSeq and is a predicted model, not a curated record. Lineage: Eukaryota; Fungi; Ascomycota; Eurotiomycetes; Eurotiales; Aspergillaceae. Gene Ontology annotation, biological process: tetrahydrofolylpolyglutamate biosynthetic process. Gene Ontology annotation, cellular component: cytoplasm; cytosol; mitochondrion.
AUGAAGGAAUGGUUGCAAAUCUUGGGCCACUCGGACACCACGGUCAACAGCUUGAAUGUUAUUCAUGUCAGCGGCACAAAGGGCAAGGGGAGCACUUGCGCAUUUACACGCAGCCUCCUUCGUGCGCAUAGCGUGCGGACAGGAUUUCCCAAGAGGAUUGGGCUCUAUACUGGCCCACAUCUGCAAAGUGUUCGCGAAAGAAUACAAAUCGACGACCAUCCGGUCCCGGAAGAUGUAUUUACUCGAUAUUUCUUUGAGGUUUGGGACCGCAUUAUGCCCAACAAUGUAGAGCUCGACUCGAAAGCUGCGAGGCAACCCCGGUACCUGCAGUUUCUCGCCCUGCUGGCUUUCCACACCUUCAUCAGAGAAGAGGUUGAUGCAGCGAUCUUCGAGGUGCAUCAUGGCGGAGAGUAUGAUGCAACAAACGUGAUCCAGAAUCCCGUUGUAACUGGAAUCACAUCUCUUGGAAUGGACCAUAUUGCACAGCUUGGACCUACCAUCGACACAAUCGCUUGGCAUAAAGCAGGAAUAUUCAAAUCAGGUGCACCUGCUUUUUCCGUAGCUCAGGAACCAGGCCCUGCGGAAGUCAUGCGAAAGCGCGCUGCUGAUAUAGACACUACCCUCACGUUCGUCUCGGUGAAUGAGUGCCUCCCCACCGAUGGCAGAGUACUCAGUGUCCCAGUACAACGAUUGAACUGUUCCUUAGCGCUUGAGCUCACGAACGCAUUUCUUCACGCCAAGGCACCCGGCCAUACACUUAGCGAUGCGGACAUCUGCCAUGGCGUGGACAGUUUCCAAUUAACUGGCAGAUUCGAAAUUAUAGAAGAAGGGCAGUUGCAAUGGUUUGUGGAUGGGGCACACAAUGUUCUGAGUUUGGAACAAACUGCAGAAUGGUUUGCCACGAACGCCAGCAGAGAUCAGAUCGGAAGGUCUUCCGCCCUUGUUUUCAGUCAGUUGUCGGAAGAGCGAGAUGGCACGGCGCUGCUACGAUCCUUGGCGCACGCCCUCUUUAGAAAGAAGGUGAAACCUGGUCAUGUUAUCUUUACUACAUACCAAGAGAAAGAGGAUGACCCUACCGAGAGCAGUGCGGCUUGUCAGGGAACUAGGGGGCCGCGGAAAUGGAAUGCAAGUGCUUAUUACGGGGAGCUUAUACAUGGUUGGGGGGAUACUCGGAUUUUUGCGGCCAUCAUCACAGCGGCAUGA